Molecule: messenger RNA, 279 nt
Organism: Anisakis simplex (herring worm)
Lineage: Eukaryota; Metazoa; Nematoda; Chromadorea; Rhabditida; Anisakidae
Source: the annotation of a GenBank genome assembly
AUGGUCAAUAUAAGCGGUCCAUCAAGUGUGAUUCAACAGAGUAGUCAUAAUCCAAACAACAACAACAAUAAUAUUCAAGCAGCUACAUCCACAUCGACUGUGAUCAAUCACAAAAUGAGUGUUAUUGGAGGUGAUCCGAACACUGGCGUAGAUUAUCAAAGUCAAGAUUGUAUGCAAGACAAUGCUCUAGGAGAAAGUAAAACCGAUGAACAGGUAAUGCUUUAUUGUUUUUGUGAACGAUGUGAACGACUGAACAUGAUUUUUAAAUGUCAGUUAUGA